This is a messenger RNA of Suillus clintonianus, 1542 nucleotides long. Its product is annotated as cytochrome P450. Bases 1 to 1542 code for a protein of 513 amino acids. The record is from RefSeq and is a predicted model, not a curated record. The transcript has 12 exons. NCBI's taxonomy places the organism in Eukaryota, Fungi, Basidiomycota, Agaricomycetes, Boletales, Suillaceae. Gene Ontology annotation, molecular function: iron ion binding; monooxygenase activity; heme binding.
AUGCUCGGCGAUGGACCUGGACUUUACUUGGUCAUAUCAGCCUUGGCGGUAGCUGUGUUAAGCUGCUGUCGGAAAUAUUGGCUCAAUCACUCGCGUCCCCCGCUGCCGCCUGGUCCCACCCCACUUCCAGUACUAGGAAAUGUUCUUAGUCUUGAUGCUGGUCGGCCUUGGUUGACCUUCAAUUCCUGGAGAUCCACAUAUGGUGACAUCAUUUCUGCUCGUCUAUUCAGCAAGCAAGUCCUGGUCGUUAAUUCCGAGGAGGUCGCGAAAGACCUCUUUGAACGGCGUUCCAGCAUAUAUUCGGACAGACCCCAGUCGAUUGUUUACGAAGCCUUCGCUUCAGAUUUUAACAUGGGGUUCAUGCCAUAUGGAGACAGAUGGCGCCUUCACCGACGAAUAUUUCAUCAGGCAUUUCAUCAAGCUGCUAUACCCGCUUAUCACGACGUGCAACUCCGUUCCGCCCAUAAAAUGUUGUUCAGUCUUUUGCAGGAGCCUAGCAAUUAUCCAUGCCAUUUUCAGAUGUUUACGUUGUCAUUCAUGCUGUCUAUUAUAUAUGACUGUGAGGCGAAUGCUAAGGAUGACGGCGUUGCCCACGCCAUCACAAGGUACGGGGACCUCAUAGUCGAUGGCUUCGCGCCAGCUGCUAUGAUGUUAAUGGAAACUUUUCCUUUCCUUUUGCAGCUACCUAGCUGGUUUCCUGGUGCCACAUUCAAGCGAGCGUCGUUCAAGUGUAUCCAGGCAGGCCAUGAUGUGAAGGAGAUCCCCUUUCAAUAUAUCAAAGAGAGGAUGUCUAUCAACGAUGCGGGGCCGUGCUUGGUGGCUGAUGCUUUGAACAGGACGAGUCAAGAGGACGACGUCGGUACAACUGCAAUCAAGGAGGCUGCUUCCGUUGCAUUUACAGGUAUGCGAACUACUGCCACGUUACUUGUGUUCCUUCUUGCUAUGGUGCUCAACCCAGAGGUACAAGCUAAAGCGCAGGAGGAGAUUGAUCGAGUCGUUGGCAAAGAUAGACUCCCCAAUUUUGAUGAUAGACCAGCGUUGCCCUACCUGGAAGCUGUUUUGCGUGAAACGUUCAGAUGGCACCCAGUGAUUCCAUUCGGCGUCCCGCACGCAACGACGACCAGUGAUAUCUACAAUGGCUAUUACAUUCCUAAAGGUUUGGCGAUGACGCACGACGCAACGAAAUAUCCCAGUCCCGACGAAUUCAAACCGGAGAGAUUUUUCCAUGAUGAUGGGUCCCUCAACAGCGACACUAUGAAUUUAAACUUUGGCUGGGGUCGCCGGAUUUGUGUGGGACGACAUGUCGUAGACGCGUCACUCUGGAUCGCGAUCACAAAUUUCCUGGCGUUUUUCUCGACCCACAAGGCUCUUGAUGAACACGGCAUGGAUAUCCCAGUCGUCCCGAAGUUCACCACUGGUUUCACAGUUCAUCCGGAGACAUUUCCCUGUCGCAUUCUCCCGCGAUUCCCCGGUGUAUCUGUGAAGACACUGACGCGUUUGACUGGCUUAGGUUUGUUCUGUCGACAACAUUUGGUAUUCUGA